AUGAGCGGCGAGGUCGUCAAAGGGGCCAACGGAGCUCUAUCCUCCUCCGCUUCGCCCGCUGUCGAGCCUUCGCUGAUCUCAAAGGCGUUGGGCACAGCGAGCGCGCAAGCUGAUGUCCAUGCUCGACAUCCUCACCAAGCGGAGAUGAGCAGAGAGGAAAUGCCAAAGGCUCGCGUGGCACCGGAUCACGUCAAGGAUAUGCACGGUGCUCAUGCAGAACAGGUUCCUGCUCUGGCUGAAGGCGAUAGUGAAGUGAGCAACGAGAGAAGAGUCAGGCAGGAGUUUGCAAAGCAGGGGCAUGAAUUGGCGCUGAUUCCACUUACCCCCCCUUUCAUCCUCCUCCUUGCCUUUUCCUCCAGCGAGCAGUAGAUCCUGGAAUCGAUGACCUGGGCUGGAGCCAGGAUCCAAAAGUGCCAGUGCCGUGCGUAGCGUUGUGAUUGAGCCUCUUCGCCAUCCUCCCCCCAGAGACCACAGCUCAGCCGCGCAGCGUCCCGCCUCUUUUUUUCCUUUCCGCUGGCCUCCCCCCACCCCUUUCAGCGUCCUGCACAGCAUCAAGAAUGAAGAGCUUUGGCAACUCAUUCGUCGAUUCAACAAUGUGAGUGCGCGAUGCAUAUUGGCAGCGGCAGCGCGGCAGCAUUGCUGUUGUAGCAAGAGCUGCUGCUGCUGCUGCUGCUGCUUGCCUUGCCUUGCCGUCUUGCUGACCUGCAUCAUCUCGCCCACAGUCGGUGGCGCAUGUCAAGUUCAUUGAGCGACCGCCGCCCGGAGGCAUGGAUCUGAACAUUGCCGACAAGGUGAGCAAAUGGAUGCUCCCCCCCUUCCCCUCCAUGAGGCCUCACCCUGGAGACGCAGCUGACACCAUAUUCUCUUCAUGCUUGCAUCCGUGUAGGACCCCUUUUCUCCCGAGAAGCUAAAGAGCACCUUGGAGCGCAUAUACCUCACAGUCGGUCUCGGAUUCGCCAGCUUCUUCAAGCACAUUGCCCGCGUUCGCUCAUGGCACGAGCAGAGGCGCACUGCCGUCUUUGCGGGCACCUAUGCCCUCGCAUGGCUCUUGGACAUUGUCGUGCCUGCCCUGAUCUCCUUUGUCGUGCUGCUUUUGGUCUCUCCUCGUUCCAGGCGCCUCCUCUUUCCCCCAGCUCCAUUGGCCGCCAUCUCUGCCAAGACUGGGGAAGCCAAGGUGCCGAAAGCUGGUCAUUUGGGUAGCGAGAGUCUUACAGGGGCAAAGGAGAGCUUCAAGGGAGAAGCGGCGGAAAAGGAAGCAGAACAUGCCGUCAAGAGCAUCUCGAAAUUGGCAGUGAGCACCGCCAUAGGAGGCGGUCAUCAGAGCACGGGCGAUGCAAGGGCAAAAACAGGCGGUCAAGAGGAGAGCGACGAGGAUUCGGAGAAUUACAGCAUCAGUGAAAAGGAUGGACAAGUCAAGGUGGAGGAGCCAGUCGCUGCUCUCACCUCCUCCGCUCAUGCCGCUCAAGAUGCCACCACUGCCGAUGACAAUGGCACAUCCCAGACUGCCGCUGCUGCUGUGGACCAAUCGCUCUGGAACACCAUGCAACCCUUUCUGCACGCUCUAGAGGUGAGCGAGGAGCUUCCUGUCGGCUUGGCGGGAUUGAUGCUGCCUCGCUGAAGUUUUCGGCCCCUAUUUUCCGUCGCACACAGGACUUGGCAGAUACGUGGGAACGAUUUGGCAAUGCGCUAUCACCCAUGGCUCCCUUUUCGCGGCAUCGGGCGCGCGCCUUUUUGGGAGGAAUCCUAGCACCCUUGGUCGUGCUCUCCUACUUUACCUCCAUUUACGUCGUCUAUCGAAGCAGCACGGCCGGCUUGGGGUUCGCCUUUUUCGCUCAACCUCUGUUCGAUAAGCUGGCCAUUUCCGACCUUCGAAAGCUUUUGGAUGAAAAGAUUCCCAAUUGGAAGGAGUACCUCGAAUUGAGGAAUAGCAUCCUAAAGGGCGUACCCACCAAUGCUCAGCUCACCAUCACCUUGCUUCGUAUUGGAGAGGCCAACAAAUCACCCCUGCCACCUCCGCCGCCUUCCAAUGUUGCGCCGGAACCGGAGGCUCUAGAGGGUCACGAGAUGGCCGACGACUCGAAUCUUCCGCCAGAGUACAAGGGGCAGUUGAGAGAGGCAGCGCAGGAGCAAAAUGAAAAGGAGGAGGAGGAGGAGGAAGUUUCGGAAGGUGAUGCCUCUUCGGGAAAGCAAAAGGCGAAAAAAGCCUCUCGAUUUCUGCGUUUCCUCAAAGGCACCACUGCUGGUGCGACCGAGACUGCUUUGGGGGCCAAUCGGGUCAAGGCUAGCGCGGGUGUGCAAGUGGCAAAACGCAAGGUGGGGGUGGUGAAGAAGACGUUGGGACCGGAAGCUUCUGGCGAUGGUCCUUCUUCCUUUCAUGCACGCUUCAAGGGCAAAAGAGGUCUGCUGCUCAUCAGCACCACCGCCACCACGCCGUGCGUCUCUUUUGAAAAGCGUCAACCUGCCCAUGCUCGAGCUGCAUUGGCAGCUGCCGAAGCAGCAGCAGCAGCAGCAGCAUCUCGAGCGGAUGGCAAGGAGGAGGAUGGGGAUGGGGAUGGGGAAGCUGCCGCUGCGGCUGCGAAAAAGUUGGCAGAUUUGGCGGAAAAGGCUAGACCUGCGCCCCUCUUCAGCUUGCAGAUCGACGAGAUUCGCAGCGUAAAGAAAUUGGGAGGUUUGGGCAUCACGGGCAAAUUGAUCGUUGGUUGGGCGCUGGAUAGCGUCGUUGCUGAUGCUUUGCAAAUCGAGACGAGCAGCGGUCAAUCGUUCAUCUUGUCCGCCCUGCCUCGCCGAGAUGAGGUCUUUAAUCGUCUCGUAUCCCUUGGCAAACAACAGUGGGAGGCUUGGUAA
This is a messenger RNA of Ceraceosorus bombacis, 2844 nucleotides long. The record is from the annotation of a GenBank genome assembly. Lineage: Eukaryota; Fungi; Basidiomycota; Exobasidiomycetes; Ceraceosorales; Ceraceosoraceae.